AUGAUCGUGCUCGUUGUGUUGCUGAGUCUUGCCGCUGUGUUGCAACAACCUGCUUCAAAUGCACAUGCAUUAGAACUUGGAGCAGAGGAGCGAAAGGAGAUUCUUGACAAGCACAAUGCCCUACGGAGAGGAGUGCAGCCAACUGCUAGCAACAUGCUGAAGAUGGAAUGGAAUACUGUUGCUGCUGCGAAUGCCCAACGCUGGGCAAGUCAAUGUCGUUUUGCUUACAGCUCAACACCAGAAAGAUUUGUUGAUAAAAUGCACUGUGGUGAAAACGUGUAUAUGUCAGUUGACCCAAAAACAUGGACUGAAGUAACUGAAGUUUGGUAUGGUGAUGGAAAAAAUUUCAGCUUUGGCUCUGGAGCUAUCAGUGCAGGUGCUAUAACUAGCCGUUACACUCAGAUGGUUUGGUACAGGUCUUACCUAGUUGGUUGUUAUGCUGCCCACUGCCCUGCAAGCAAACUCAAGUACUUCUACGUUUGCCAAUAUUGCCCGGCUGGGAACGAACUGCGCUUACUCAGAACCCCAUAUAAGUCUGGACCACCUUGUGGGGAGUGCCCUACCAGUUGCGACAAUGGAUUAUGCACCAAUCCUUGCAAACAUGUAGAUAACUACCCAAACUGUGCUGAAUUAGUGAAGUCACAAGGAUGUGAGAUGGAACAGAUGAAGCGAAAUUGCGCUGCUUCUUGCAAGUGCACCACCGAAAUAAAAUAG
Rhineura floridana is the source of this 714-nucleotide messenger RNA. Its product is annotated as serotriflin-like. Bases 1 to 714 code for a protein of 237 amino acids. Lineage: Eukaryota; Metazoa; Chordata; Lepidosauria; Squamata; Rhineuridae. The record is from RefSeq and is a predicted model, not a curated record. The transcript is spliced from 7 exons.